AUGGAUGCAAAAGUGUUAUGUUUCUUCGUUUUAAUUUCUCAAGCGGCGGCCCUGCUGACGUCACCGCCUCGGAUAGUCAAGCAACCGACGGUGGAAGAACUGCUGUUCCAAGUGGCACAACCAGGAGAAGUUGACAAACCCUUCAUAAUAGAAUGUGAAGCUGAAGGAGAGCCGGCGCCUAAGUACAGAUGGAUUAAAAACGGAAAGUCAUUCGAAUAUACGAGUUACGACAAUCGAAUCUCACAGCAACCUGGCCGUGGUACUCUGGUGGUAAGCAGACCAAGAGAUGAAGACCUCGGGCAGUAUCAAUGUUUUGCAUACAACGAGUGGGGAACGGCUACAUCGAACUCCGUAUUUGUACGGAAAGCCGAGCUCAAUUCUUUCAAAGAUACAGAUGGGCCGCAAACGAUGAUCACAGCCCAAGAGGGGUUGCCCUUUAAACUGACCUGUAACCCUCCCGAUGGUCACCCCAGCCCAAACGUAUACUGGAUGUUGCAAGGUGAACAAGGUCAACUCAAAACCAUAAACAACUCCAGAAUGACUCUAGAUCCAGAGGGCAAUCUCUGGUUCUCCAACGUCACGCGAUACGAUGCUAGCGUCGAUUACGCGUAUACCUGCGCAGCUAAAUCUGUCUUCAGAAACGAGUACAAACUAGGUAAUAAAGUAUAUCUUCAAGUGCAGCAGACGGGAAUAUCACCUACCCAGAACAAGCACGAACCAGUCAGACAGUACACUACCAGGAGAGUAGAAAAGGCAUGGCGAGGCAAAAAAGUUGAACUCUACUGUAUUUAUGGCGGAACGCCAUUGCCCCAAGUGGUAUGGAAGAAAGAUGGUCGAACAAUACUAUCGUCACAGCGAAUAACGCAAGAUAACUAUGGCAAGACAUUAGUGAUAAAACGUGCUGGGUAUGAAGACCAAGGAACCUUCACGUGUGAAAUUAGCAACGGAGUUGGUCAAGCGCAGUCUUACUCUAUACAGCUUAAUGUUGAAGCCGCGCCAUUCUUCAUCGAGGAACCGCAGUUCCAAAACCUGGCUGAAGGUGAGACAGCAAUCAUCCACUGUAAGGCAGGCGGUACCCCAGAGCCCUCAAUCACCUGGGUCCACAACGGAAAGCCUAUAGAGCAGGCGGAGACCAACUCCAGACGUCAAGUGGCAUCAAAUUCGAUUCUCAUCACGGACUUGGUGAAGAAAGACACAGGCAACUAUGGUUGUAACGCCACUAACUCGAACGGCUACGUGUACAAGGAUGUAUACAUUAAUGUUCAAUCCAUACCACCGGAGAUCAAGGAAGGCCCAGAGAACUUGACCAAAGUAGAUGGUUCAGAAGCGGUGCUGAAGUGCCGUGUGUUUGGAGCUCCCAAACCCAUUGUCAGAUGGAUGAGAGAUGACGUCGAUGUUACUGGUGGAAAAUACAACAUAACAGCGGAAGGUGAUUUGGUAAUCGCUGACGUGUCGUACACAGAUGUUGGCACCUACCAAUGUUAUGCUAAGAACAAGUUUGGCGAAAAAUCUGCUUUUGGUUCCUUAUCUGUCAAGAAGCACACAGUGAUAACGGACAAACCUGAGCCGUAUGAAGUUGCAGCGGGAGCUUCAGCUACAUUCAGGUGUAAUGCCAAUGCGGACGAUUCCCUCAAAUUAGAAAUUAUAUGGCUCAAUGAUGGACAGCCAAUUGACUUUGACAACCAGCCGCGGUUUAGAAUGACAAAUGACUAUUCGCUACUAAUAUCCGACACUACGGAGCUCGAUUCCGGCGAAUAUACAUGUAUUGCGAGAACAGCUAUAGAUGAAGCGAGGGCUCAGGCUACUUUAACUGUUCAAGACAAACCCAAUCCACCAUCAUUGGAAGGCAUCGAAUGUCACGAGAAAGUCGCAACGAUACGCUGGCAUUCAAUGGGUGACAAUCGGGCCCCUAUUCUCCGUUACUCGAUACAAUAUAACACCUCCUUUACACCCGAUACAUGGCUUUCGGCGUCCGAAUCUGUUCCCGGGUUAGAUACGUCCUGGACUGCGGAAUUGAGUCCUUGGGCGAACUAUACGUUCCGAGUCAUAGCUUCGAAUAAGAUUGGACCGUCUACGCCGUCGAAACACUCGGAUGCCUGUACCACACAGCCGGAUGUACCGUAUAAGAACCCGGAUAAUGUUGAGGGUAAAGGACGCGAUCCUACUAAUAUGGUCAUAUCUUGGUCGAAAAUGCCUCAAAUCGAGCACAACGGUCCCGGUUUCUACUACCAAGUGUCAUGGCGACGUAACAUCAGUGGAACGCCUUGGAGCGAACAGCAAAUACGCGAUUGGACUCAGUCGGAGUAUAUUGUACUUAACACGCCAACAUUCCAGCCUUAUAAAAUUAAGGUGAUAGCUGUAAACUCAAAGGGAACAUCAAACGUGGCUCCGGUGGAAGUAAUCGGCUGGUCUGGUGAGGACACGCCCCUACAAUCUCCCGCUAACUUCUCUCUAGUGCAGGUCACUACUGGAACUACUGCAUUGUUAAGCUGGAACCCAGUAUCAGCUGAAACUCUCCGCGGACACUUCAAGGGGUACAAGAUUCAGACUUGGGUUGACGGCGAAGAAGACAGGUUAAAGGAAGUGCUCGUGAAGUCCGAUGCGUCCAGUGCUCUUGUAUCCGUGUUCAAACCGUUCAAGAAAAACAACGCACGAAUUCUCGUCUACAAUGGACGCUUCAAUGGACCGCCUAGCGAAAUCCUCUCCUUCGUUACCCCAGAGGGAAAACCAGGAACAGUCAAGUCCUUUGAAGCCUACCCCAUCGGGUCCUCAGCCAUGCUCCUCAAGUGGGACAAACCCAUGGAUGAAAAUGGAAUUUUAACCGGCUACAAAAUUUACUACCAGAAAGUCACCGGCACAUCCCUAGGACCGCUUCAAGAGAGGAAGAAGGAAAUCGACCCUAAACUGGAUCGUGCCAAACUGGCUGGUCUAGAACCCAACACUAAGUACCGUAUUGAAAUACGGGCUAAGACCAAGGCUGGGGAAGGAGACAAAUAUUAUGUGGAACAGACCACCAAAGCGAUGGUGAAUGCCGUUCCGGAUAUACCCUUGUUUGAAGCGAGUACCCUCCCAGCAAAAGAGGGGUCUGCUCAUAUACUGGUUCGUUGGUUACCUUCCUUAGACGGUCACGCCGGAAGCCACUUUAUAGCAUGGUACAGGCUGAAGGGUCAUCCUAACUGGUUGAGGAGUAAUGAAAUAACGGAAGACGAUUAUGUUGUGCUAACUGGUCUUGAGCCCGGACAAGUGUAUGAGGUGAAAGUGACAGCUCAUGACGGAGAAUAUUUUAGUACCAGUGAAGUAAUGGAUGUUGAUACGACAACCGAUCCAGUAAUAAUGCGGGAAGAGGCGAUGGCCACAGCUGGAUGGUUCAUCGGGGUGAUGGUGGCGUUGGCUUUCUUAGUGCUCGUGCUGGUAGCGGUGUGCGUUGCGCGUCGUAACCGAGGUGGGAAGUACGACGUGCACGAUCGCGAACUCGCUCACGGACGGGCGGAUUAUCCGGACGCCGCUUUCCAUGAGUAUAAUCAUCCACUGGACAGCAAGUCCCGUCACUCUAUGAGUAGUGGUCCUAAGCCCGGUGUCGAAAGCGACACCGACUCGAUGGCCGAGUAUGGCGAGGGAGAAACGGGUCGUUUCACGGAGGACGGUUCGUUCAUCGGUCAGUACGUGCCUGGCGCACGAGUUCUGCCUCCACCGCCCGCGCCGCAAACAGCUCCAGCACAACAACCGCCCACUUACGUCUAA
This is a messenger RNA of Pieris macdunnoughi, 3741 nucleotides long. The record is from the annotation of a GenBank genome assembly. NCBI's taxonomy places the organism in Eukaryota, Metazoa, Arthropoda, Insecta, Lepidoptera, Pieridae.